Corticium candelabrum is the source of this 1820-nucleotide messenger RNA. RefSeq names its product prolyl 4-hydroxylase subunit alpha-1-like. Gene Ontology annotation, cellular component: endoplasmic reticulum. Bases 10 to 1695 code for a protein of 561 amino acids. Gene Ontology annotation, biological process: peptidyl-proline hydroxylation to 4-hydroxy-L-proline. The transcript is spliced from 11 exons. The record is from RefSeq and is a predicted model, not a curated record. Gene Ontology annotation, molecular function: L-ascorbic acid binding; protein binding; iron ion binding. NCBI's taxonomy places the organism in Eukaryota, Metazoa, Porifera, Homoscleromorpha, Homosclerophorida, Plakinidae.
UGUCUAAACAUGGGAUUGCUGUUGGUUGUUCUUGUUUCUUCUGCCGUGUUUUCUGCUAGCGGAGAGCUGUUCAGUGCAAUUGCACACAUGGAGAAUUUGGUCGCAGCCGAGCAGGACCUCGCACAGUCACUCGAUCGCUACCUCGAUGCUGAACAAGCGAGGCUGGAGAGAGUCAAAGCCAUUGCGCGUUUCGUAACGAACAUAAGCAAGGAAGCAAACGUUAAUGUCGACCGAUAUCUGGGCCAUCCGGUCAAUGCGUAUCGUCUACUUCGCCGCUUCAUGUCCGACUGGAGCACAGUCGAGAAUCUCGUCGUGAGGCCGGCAACCUCAGAAGAUUUUGCGUCACUGUUGUCUUAUUACAAGCCUACCUUUCCAAAUCAAGACGAUCUCUCAGGAGCAGCUACUGCUCUCAUGCGUUUACAAAACACCUACAGAAUAGUACCCAGUGAAAUGGUAGAUGGCAAAAUACCAGGAGACCAAAAGGAAAAACUGUCUUCUACGGACUGUUAUUAUCUCGGCACAGUAGCUUAUGAAGAUGAAAAGUACAAACAUGCCAGAGAUUGGAUGGAUGAAACUCUGAAAAGACUGGAAAUCGAAGACGCUAGUGAUCUGAAUGUGGUCAAUAUCUAUGACUAUCUGGCUUAUUCUGAGUACAAGUUGGGUAAUGUGAAGAGAGCUACUCGUCUGACCAGGAAAAUGAUUUCAUUGGAACCGGGCCAUUUGCGUGCACAAGCAAAUCUUGCCCAUUACCAACGAAUGCUGGCAGACGAAAGACUCAAGAGUGGUGAAGAACCCACAGGCGAUGAUGUAAUGGCAACAGAAGAAGAAGAAGAAAGACAGCCAACGUUUGAUGAAGAGAAAGACGAGGAUUACAGGCUUGAUUUGGAUCCAAGAUCUUGGCCUUGGGAGGUAGAACGUCGUAGAUAUGAGAAACUGUGUCGAGAGCCACUUCCAAUAGAUAGGUGGCGGGCAAAGCAUUUCAAAUGUUUUUAUUCGACUGGUGGACGAAAUCCUCAACUUGUUCUCAGACCAAUUGCUGUCGAAGUUGCCUAUAUCAAACCAACUGUUCUGGUGUAUCGCGGUGUUCUUUCGGAUGUUGAAAUGGAUCGUCUAAAGGAACUGGCCAGCCCUAUGUUGAUGCGAGCUACCAUAAUCCCUAAAGAGAAUGCUGGUCCUCCUGCUCCGGGUAAAUUCCGGAUAAGCAAAAGUGCGUGGCUUGGUCAAGAACACGAUAACACUGGGAUAGUUGAAAGAAUUAAUACUCGUAUUGAAGCUUUGACUGGUCUUGAUAUGAGUACAGCAGAGCAACUGCAGGUAGUAAACUAUGGAAUUGGUGGACAUUAUGAACCACACUACGACUACGCUCGGAAAGGAGAAGAUGCGUUCUCAGACUUGGAUAUAGGAAACAGGAUAGCCACAUUUCUCUUUUAUCUAAGUGAUGUUGAGGCAGGAGGGGCUACUGUUUUUCCUGGUGCUGGUGCAAGAAUAAUACCAUCAAAGGGUGAUGCCACCUUCUGGUAUAACUUAAUGCCCUCGGGAACCGGAGAUUUAUUAACUAGGCAUGCGGGCUGUCCUGUACUAUCUGGAUUCAAAUGGGUUUGCAACAAGUGGAUUCAUGAACGAGGUCAGGAAUUCAGAAGGGGCUGUAAAAUUAAUGAGAAUAUGGACUGGGAUAUUCAUGUCCCUGAAACCUAAAUGAAAUCUGUGCUACAAAGUUAUGAAGUUCUAUCUGUUCAGUGCUUACUCGUCCAGGCUAUAGACUUCCUAUAUCUGCAGUGUGCCUUUAUGCCAUUUCUUUCAAUAGAGUGAGAUGUACCUUA